Molecule: messenger RNA, 2025 nt
Organism: Aspergillus niger
Lineage: Eukaryota; Fungi; Ascomycota; Eurotiomycetes; Eurotiales; Aspergillaceae
Exons: 6
Coding region: 1-2025 (674 amino acids)
Biological process (GO): mitotic intra-S DNA damage checkpoint signaling; DNA replication checkpoint signaling; DNA repair
Cellular component (GO): checkpoint clamp complex
Source: RefSeq, a predicted model, not a curated record
AUGUGGGCUUGCUCACAGUCCUUAGGCGUCAUCAAGCUCUACAAGCUUACGUAUGAACCUGUCCAUGUGCAACAUGCCAUAUUCGACAGAUCCAAAGCGACAAACGAAUGGAGUAUUGAACCCAAGUACUUGAAGGAGAUAACGGAUCAUUUCGGCCCCUCAGCAGAGCAUCUGGAUAUCUACUCCGAGCAAGGCAAGGCUGUCUUUACCAGCUUUACCACGAAAAGCUCAGACGGAAAAGAAAUCCUUCGCCAGCCGGUGCACACGUCCGUAGCUAUUGAGAAAAGGGACUUCGAUUACUAUUUAGCAGAAGACCAUCUUCACGUUGCCAUCCACAUGAAGGACUUCAAGGCGGCAAUAGCACAUGCUGAGACAGCAAACGCAAAGAUCACCGCCCGGUUCACCCGUCCAUCUCGCCCUCUGCAAUUCGCCUACGAAUCUGAGGGCGUCAAAACCGAAUUUACGCUGAUGACUAGAGGAGAGUCGCCCGGGGAGGACGUUCCGGGCUCCUCUCGAGCAGCACCUCAGUUAUCCGCACGUCAAACUCCAGCACCCGUGCAGAUAAGCCAAAGGAACACGGCUCCAGAGACCGCACAAAUGCCUCCUCCCCGCAGUCGGUCGAUCCGGCCACUCACUGGGACUUCUACUCGGGCUUCACAAUCCAACACCGAGACCCAACAACCUCCGCCAUCGAUGGAGUUCGACAGUCUGUUCGUUCCAGCGGAUGACGACAGGCAAUGGGACGUACCAAAUGAUGAGGAUGAAGGUCCAGUCGAGGACGAGCUCGGCUGGGAUGCCACUGGAGAGCAGACAAGCACAGGCCCUGGGUUACGAGAUAUCGAACCCCGAAUGGCACAGGCAAGUCACGAGGAAGAGGAGAUGGGAAUUCCGCCCACUCAGCGCAUGUCACAGCAUGACUAUCUCCGACCUCAAUCCCGAGUAAUCACCCAACUCGUCGCACAACCCGCGCCCAGCCCAACAACCUCCCCAACCCCAUCCGGCAAAGGAACAGCGCUGCACACCCCCUUCACAUUCCCCUGCGCAUCCGUAACAGGACCACAAUUACCAUGCUCCCCCCAACCACAAGCCACAACCGUCCUCAUGUCAACAAGAGCAAGCACAUGCUCACUCCCCACCGCCAACUCCUUCACCACCCCCAUAUCCCCCGGCGGCAAUUGCCCGCGAUCAUUCCUCCCCCAACUCACAACCCUCCCAUCAGAACAAUGCUCCUCCACCCCAGACAUAACCCCCCACCUAUCCCCCGGCGACCCCAGCACAACAAACUCCCCUUUCUCUUUAUCCCCAACCACAACCGUAAACUCCCUUCCACACGCCGCCCCUGUAGCCCGGAACCCUAUCUCCUCCUCAUCAUCGAUCCUAACAGGUUCCCACACAAUCUUAGAUUCUUUCCCCUUUGCCCCUAACUGGCCUUUCCUCCCCCCUCCCCAUCCAUAUACCUGCCCCCCUGCAAGCACAACAACCGUAUGCCCCAUCCCGCUCGCUAUACUGACGACCUUCUCCUCGAACUCAAUGCACCCAACCCCUUCAAGACAGGAUUUCCCCUCCCCAAGGCCCAACUCCCCCCUCCCCCCAGUCCCCAAAACAUACACUUUCCUCCCAGCCACCAGGAACGUCGCUUCCCAUGUAGCUGACACAUUCGUAAACCUCUCUUCUUCCCCGACACCAUCACCACCCUCUCCAUAUGACCCAUUAACAACCACCCUCCGAAACCUCACCACCUCCUUAUCCCCCUCCCGAUUUCCUGUGGGUAAUCCGCACCGCCCAUCCUCAUUCCACCCUGCCGCAUAUACCCUCCCAUCGGAGAAUAGUAUCAGAGUGUGGUUUCCGCCGGCUGCGAUGCGGGAUAUCGUUGCUGUGUUUGACGAAGAUGGAGAGGAGGGUGAGGAUGAGGAUGAGAAAGCGGUGAAGGGUUGGUCAUCGUCGAAGAGACAUUCUGUCGGGAUGGAGACGUCUUCUGUGUGUGCGAGGCCGAGUUGGCCUGAGCCGUUGGAGCCAAAGGCGUAG